Medicago truncatula (barrel medic) is the source of this 2307-nucleotide messenger RNA. RefSeq lists its product as uncharacterized. Gene Ontology annotation, cellular component: membrane. The transcript has a single exon. The record is from RefSeq and is a predicted model, not a curated record. Lineage: Eukaryota; Viridiplantae; Streptophyta; Magnoliopsida; Fabales; Fabaceae. The coding region runs from base 1084 to 2031 and encodes 315 amino acids.
UUCUGUUUCCCAUUGAUCUUUAUUUUCUCACAUGGCCUUUCUGUCUUUUAUUAUCAUUCAUCACUAUUUCUUUGCUGGUUUGUUUGGUUGGUGAGCCCCCCCAAUGUCCAUCUAAAGCUCUAAAACUCACAACUUAUCUCUCUACUUGUUCUCUUUUCUCUCUCACUCACUCUUUCCUCAAAAAGUCACAAAAACCAGCUUGCAUUUUACACAAAAAUAGCUUAUUUUUCUCUUCCACUAUAAACUCAUUCACAUUCAUUCACUGUUCAAACCAUAAAGAAAAAAAAUAGAAAUCAACUUGGACAUGUCAUUGUCCACUAGCUUUUUGCAAUAGGAGUUGUUUGCUCUAAGCUACAAGCAGUGAUGAUUUUCUUGAAGAUUAUUGGCAUACACAAACCAAGAAACUUUCUUGUUUUGUUGGAUGAGACACUCAAAGUUUGAAGCUGUUGUGUUUCUUUGUUUGUGUUUUUUCAGUUCAAGUACAUAGGUGACAGCUGUUGUGAAACCCUCAAAUAAAGACAGUUUUUUUAAGGUAAUAAUUAUCUUUAUUUACCUUGUCUCUUGGUGAAUAUCAAAGGAAAUCUAAAAGGGUCAUGGAUCUGCUUCUCAGAAUCUCAUUUUGAUCUACAACAUUGAUUUUCAGUUUCUUCAGGUUUUUUUGUUCUCAAAAUUGUUGUUUUAUUGAGAGAGAGAGAGAGAGAGAGAGAGAGGGUAGAACACUAGAACCAGAAGAAGCUUAUCAAGUAUAUUGAGUGAGUUUUUACCUAUUUGGCCUUGUUGCUUUUUGCAAGGAUUCUUGAGAGAAAAGAUUAGCAUUUUGCAACGGUUGAAAUCUUCAAAGCUGCUUUAAUACUAAUACCCCCCAAGUGAAUAUUUUUCUUUAACAAAGCAAAACGUGCCUUCAAGUUUCAAUCUUUAAAGACCCCUUUUGAAGAAAUUUAUUGCAUUUCCUUCAGUUACAAUCUUGUUGUCAAGUAUUCGUUGAUGGUAUAUAUGCUAUAAUAUUGCAUUGGAGUUAUAGUUUUGAGUACAAGGUGAAUAUCAAAUAGACACAGAGUCACAUUGAGCUGAGCUAAAUUAUUCAUGAAGUUUCCUUAUCCAAGCACAAUGAUGCUUGUUUUGCUUCUUGCUUUUCUAUGCUUUGAAUCACUUCCUCAUGUUAUGGCUCAAUCUUCUUCAAAUAAAGAAGCAAAGGCUUUGGAUGCAAUUCUCCAACAAUAUGCUUACAAGGCUUUGGCGAAUCCGAAAACAGGUACCGUUUACAAUGCAACUCAACUUCCUUCAAAUUUAACUGGAGUUAAGGUUGCAGCAUUAAGAUUAAGGAGUGGAAGUUUAAGGAGAAAAGGGUUUGACAUGUACAAUGAGUUUGAAAUUCCCAAUGGACUCAUUGUGAGUCCUUAUGUUGAAAGAUUGGUUUUUGUGUAUCAAAAUCUAGGUAAAUUGUCAAACAAGUAUUAUCCUUUGCCUAAUUACACUUACUUGGCACCGGUUUUGGGACUAUUAGCUUAUGAUGCUGCAAAUUUGUCAGCUACAAAUUUAUCAGAACUUGAUGUAAAUGCUUCUGGUGACAACAUUUUGGUCAAGUUCCAAGAUGUUAAAUCAGUACCUCAUGGAACAGUUGCAAAAUGUGUUUGGUUUGAUUUGCAAGGUUCUUCCAAUUUCAGCAAUGUAAAAGGAGGUAACACAUGUUCUACUUCACAACAAGGUCAUUUUUCUAUAGUGGUUAAGUCCAAUGGUGCACCUGGACCAGUUUCUCCGACACCGCAUAAUCAUGGAAAAGGUGAGAAGAAGAGUAGUAAAAAGGUGUGGAUUAUUGUUGGUUCUGUUGUUGGAGGACUGUUAUUGUUGGUUUUAUUAUCAUUUCUAGUUUUGUGUAUAAACAAAUACAAACAGAAGAAGAAAAUGCAAGGUAUGGAGAGGGCUGCAGAUUCAGGAGAAACUCUUCAAAUGGCUUCUGUUGGAGAAACAAAAGCACCUGCUGCAACAGUUACAAGAACACAACCAACACUUGAACAUGAAUAUGCACCUUGACACUACAUUUUUUUGCACAAUCUUUAGGUGCAGUUGUUCCACUCAUAUUCAAGUUAAUUUACUGUAAUCAGAAAUUCUUCUAAUUACACCUUUUUCUUUUGUGUACAUCAGUAAUGUUUUUGUUUUGUUUCAUGAUUCAUUGUGGUGUUAAUUUAGGAGUCAAAAGUGUUGAUUAUUAUGCCAUGAAUUUUGGUCUAGUUCCACUGAGUGUGAAUAAAAAAAACUUUAGCAUCUACUUCAUGAGGUUAUUUAACUUGUUUUUACUUUUUGUUUUCA